Messenger RNA from Thlaspi arvense, 1575 nucleotides. The record is from the annotation of a GenBank genome assembly. Lineage: Eukaryota; Viridiplantae; Streptophyta; Magnoliopsida; Brassicales; Brassicaceae.
GUACAAAUAAAAAGCAUUCUACAAAUUAAAGGAGUUAAAUGAAAAUUUAAGAAGUUUUUAACCUCCAUUUUCCGUUAUUUAACAAAUAGUCCUUCAUUGCCUCCUCCAUUUUCUUUCCCAAAAAUCUGAUCCUAUCCUCUGUUCUUCCUCGAUCUGCGCAGUGUUCUCUCUCUCUCCCAAACUCCAUAAUCAUAUCUCGAUUAACUUCUCUUCCUGAACUUUCUUCUCAUACCUAUCCUUCUCUCGCAUCCGUCGUGUGAUUUUCUUUCUUUCCAAGCGAAUUAGCAAUCAAAAUUACGAUGGGUGCUAAUCAUAAGAAUGUAGAGAAUAAAGAAUAUCGUCUCCCUCGUGAAGUCAAGGAAGCUCUACAAGCAAUAGCAUCAGAGUGGGAAGAUGUGAUUGAUUCAAAGGCUCUGCUUGUUAUUCCUUUGAAAGGUGCAAUGACCAACGAGGUCUUUCAGAUCAAAUGGCCAACUAGAGAAAGUGGACCUUCGCGUAAGGUUCUGGUUAGGAUUUAUGGUGAAGGCGUUGAGAUAUUCUUUGACCGUGAGGAUGAGAUCAGGACAUUUGAGUUCAUGUCAAAGCAUGGUCAUGGACCUUUGUUGUUAGGCCGGUUUGGCAAUGGCCGUAUCGAGGAGUUCCUCCAUGCACGGACCCUAUCUGCUUGUGACUUGCGUGAUCCUGAAAUAUCUGGUCGCAUAGCAACUAGGAUGAAGGAGUUUCACGGUCUUGAAAUGCCUGGUUUGAAGAAGGCUUUGCUUUGGGACAGAUUACGAAACUGGCUCAGUGCAUGCAAGAGGCUGGCUUCACCAGAAGAAGCUAAGUCCUUCCGUCUAGAUGUUAUGGAGAUGGAAAUUACUUUGCUUGAGAAAUCUCUGUUUAAGAAUGAUGAAAGUAUUGGAUUUUGCCACAAUGAUUUACAGUAUGGGAACAUAAUGAUGGAUGAAGAAACCAAAGCAAUUACCAUCAUUGAUUAUGAAUAUUCAUGCUACAAUCCUGUGGCUUAUGACAUUGCUAAUCACUUCUGCGAGAUGGCUGCCGAUUACCACACUGAAACUCCUCACAUCAUGGAUUACAGUAAAUACCCUGGUGUGGAAGAGCGUCAACGAUUUCUGAAAACGUAUAUGAGUUCUUCAGGUGAAGAAGAGCCCAGUGAUACAAUGGUCGAGAAACUCCUUGAAGAUGUUGAGAAAUAUACACUUGCUAGUCAUCUAACUUGGGGUUUAUGGGGGAUUAUAUCGGAACAUGUGAAUGAAAUCGACUUCGACUACAUGGAGUACGCAAGACAAAGGUUUGAGCAGUAUUGGUUAACAAAGCCGACGCUCCUUGCUUAAUUUCAUUUCUAUGGACCCAGGAAGAGGUUUUUUUACGGUGGUAAAGAGAGGUAUACAACAUAUACGCAAAAAGUACCGAAUACAAACGAUAUUUACCAGUUUAGAGAAAUAAGAAAAAUGUAACUUCUGUUUCAUUAUAUUAGAAGCCAAAAUGUAACAGUCAGUAGUUUUAUAAUCUACUGUUGAAGUUGUUUCAGAUUAUAUAAAACUUCUUAUUUGUUUUCUCUCGUUAACGUUCAAC